AAACUAGCAUUUGUGCUUUAACGGUGACAAAGAAAAAGAAAAUAUCUGGAGGUAACAAACAGCAACAAAUCGAGUCAAAUCAUGUCAAGGUUAGCUUUAUUCAAGUUUAAACAGGUCACUAUCAUAAGUUUUAUCUUCUAUCUUUACACGUUUGUUCAUUUUCGUGAUCUUUAAAUGCUUUAUCUGAAAUCUAUUAAGAAUAUUUGAGAGGCACGGACAAUACAUCAUAUUCUUGAUUUGUCAUGAUUUUUAUAUCAGUGCUUGUUACAUGUUUCCUCGCUAAUGUUGCACACGCAGCCCAGUGCGGGUGUGCAACAGACCCUUUGCAUGUUAGAUCUGGCGCAGGAACAACGCAUCGAAUUUUAGGAACAGUCCCUGCUGGCGAAUGUCACACAGACAAAGGAGGCAGACAAACAGCUAAUGGAUAUACAUGGGCUAAUAUUGACUAUAAUGGACAUGAUGCUUGGGCUGCUAUCAAUUGGCUGAAUUUCAAAACUUGUCAGACGCAUCAAUCAACUUCGUCUGCAGGCUGUCCGAACAUUGUAUCACGUGCUGGAUGGGGUGCUCGUAGUCCAACACAACCACACUCACUUCUAACGCAUACUCCAAAUCACGUUUACAUCCAUCAUGGUGCCUCAGGAGGAUGUCAUACUAAGGCAGCAUGUAUUGAUAAAGUCAAGGCGUAUCAAAAUUACCACAUGGACGGUCAUCACUGGAGUGAUAUUGGUUAUAGUUUUGUGGUCGGAGAAGAUGGUCAUGUGUAUGAAGCUAGGGGAUGGGACGCUGUAGGGGCUCACACUUUGCAUCAUAACUAUGAUGGUCUAGGUAUAUGUGUCAUUGGUAACUUCAUGGAACAUGUUCCAAAUGACGCUGCCCUUAAUGUAAUAAAGAGCCUAAUACAGUGUGGAGUGAACAAAGGAAAAAUCACAGCCAACUAUAUCCUUAAAGGUCACAGAGAUGUCGGACAAACAGCUUGUCCCGGUCAGAAGCUGUAUGAUUUGAUUCAAACAUGGCCUCAUUAUCACCACUGAUGAAGAAAGAAAUUCAAUAAUUAAAUAUAUAG
Messenger RNA from Mytilus trossulus (common blue mussel), 1063 nucleotides. Its product is annotated as peptidoglycan-recognition protein SC2-like. Gene Ontology annotation, biological process: peptidoglycan catabolic process. The coding region runs from base 243 to 1031 and encodes 262 amino acids. Gene Ontology annotation, molecular function: zinc ion binding; N-acetylmuramoyl-L-alanine amidase activity. The transcript has 6 exons. The record is from RefSeq and is a predicted model, not a curated record. NCBI's taxonomy places the organism in Eukaryota, Metazoa, Mollusca, Bivalvia, Mytilida, Mytilidae.